AGGUAUUGGUGGCACUGACUGGUGUUUAUACCUGAAAUCUGACCUGUGCUGUCAUUCCACUCAUUUCAGUGCCUCUAAAUAUUCCCCAGCAGAGCCACACACUCUGCAGGGAGUCAACUGGUAUCAUGAACUGAACUGUGCUGCAGCUCUGGAGGAACUUUAUCAACAAAUGUGUGCGACCAUUUGUGAGUCUCUUAUAGAACUUUUUUCUAGUCCCUCUCCUCCCUCGUGUUUCCUGCCCCUCUCUCGCCUUCUCUUUCUGUUAUGUUAAGUAGCAGGCCUGCUUUCCGUCCACCACUCUUCCCUCCUUGGGUUUCAAUUCCAAACAUGGUUAUCCUUCUAGGGCUCAAUCGGCAACCUCCCCCCCUCCCGUGUCCUUUCUCUUCCAGCUGUUGGCUCGACAGUGCAGGGCCGGCGGGCGAGAGGCAGAAGAUCGCUGCAAAGAGAGACGACAGGAAGACGCAGAGGGCACAAGACGGAGGGGGAGAGAGCAAGGGACACAUAAUGAGAGGAGAAGAAGAGCCAUUCCAGCUGUGUUUCUAUCACAAGUAGAGUCGUGAGAACUUCUUCACACUGAAGCUUUUUUCACUGCAACUCCAGGGAACAAACAUUUGACAUUUUCUUGUCGGUAUUCUGGAUCAAGCUGUGAGUCAAACAGGAACACUGAGUUGGACAAGAGUCUGUUUGAGGAGUUUCAAACAUGAGCGCAGACAACUCAACAUUGCUGGACAGUUUGUUGUUCGCCCCUCUGUGCGAUGGCUGGACCAACAACACCGAGGGAGCCAUCUACCACCUGGGCAACACCAUCCUGUUCCUGGGCUACAUGGGAGGCAGUGGGGCCUACGGGUGCCUUUUCAUCUUUGGCUUCCUGACCCCGGCCUUUGGGUGCCUCACCCUGUGGGGCUGGAUGACGAUGUGCGGCCUGGAUGUCUUCACCUGGAACCUGCUUCUGCUGCUGGCCUGCUUGGCUCAGAUCUGCCACCUCCUCCACCGACUGCACCAGCAGGGUAUUCGCAGCGAGGAGCUCACCUCCCUCUACCAGGCGGUCUACCUGCCGCUGGGCGUCUCCGUCGAGGUGUUCAAGGAGAUAGCAAGAGCGUUUCAGAACAAGGCGGUAGAGCUGAAGGCCGGAGAGACGUAUGCUGUGGAGGGCAAGACGCCCAUCGACCAGCUCUCGUUCCUGCUGUCUGGGAGGAUCAAUGUAUCAUUGGAGGGCCAGUUCCUUCAUUACAUCCACCGCCACCAGUUCCUCGACUCUCCGGAGUGGGAGUCUCUCAGACCAAACGAGGAGGGAAAGUUCCAGGUGACCCUGACAGCAGAGGAGGACUCCUGCUACAUCUCAUGGCGUCGCCGCCACCUCUACAUGCUGAUCUCAAAGGAACGCUACAUCGCCCGCCUCUUCUCCGUCAUGCUGGGCUAUGACAUUGCAGAAAAGCUCUACAACCUCAACAGCAAGCUCUACAUCAAGAGCGGCGUGCUGCUGGACAUCCGCCUGCCCAGUCUCUACCAUGUGCUGGCCCCGUCCUCGCAGGGUAGCGAGGGCGGCAGCUUCAGCGAUGGCGGCAUCCCUAAGGAGCAACAAGUUGAGCAGCAAGAUGAAGACCAAGUGCCGGCCUACGAGAAGUCCAACCCAGCCCAGUCUCAGCCCCUCCAGCCGUACCUGCAGGGACCAAGGAAGCCAUACCUGGAUGAACCCCGGCCCUCCCAGCCUGACCGGUAUCAGCACCCCUGGGCAUCGGACCCGGAGCUGAUCUCUGGUGAGGACUCCACCAGCCUGGUCCUGGAGGACUUUGCUGAUGUGGCGGGCUCCUUAAUGGAUUAUGGCAGUGAGAGGGAUUAUUUGAGGUAGAGGGGCAGGGUGCUGGAGCUAACACACUGGGUCACCACUUAAGCUACAUGAGGUGAUAAUGACGAGGAUCGACCGCCACGGUUUCAGAGAGGCAGAGCGCCGCUGGCUCCAACCGACACUCCCAAGCUGUGAGAACAGUCUCUCCUGGAAACACGGAUAUAUGUUGCAGUGCAGUCGAAUGAAUGUGUCACAUGUCACUUAUCGUCUCCUCCUCCUCCUCCUCACGCUCAGUUCACAUCUUCAGUCCUGAGUAUGGUAAACAUGUGCUCCUCUUUCUCCCCGAUGCCAAAAUGCAAAAUUUAUAUUUUGCAACAAUCAAUAUUUUGAGCAUAUAUGUUUCACCGAUUCACUUUAUAAUCAGUUUGCCUAAAAUUCUGGUCAUAAUGGCUUUGAAGCAACGUUUAGGCAUAAAUGAGGCUCUGAAAUCUGCUUUAAAAUCUGUUGGCUGUUUUUAAUGAACAUGUUAUUUUUACAAGGUACAAUUUAAAACCUGAGCGAGUUGAUUAAAUGUUCAAAGAGACGGACCUUGAACAGGAAGUGAUUCUGUAUCCAACUUUAAAAUAUAUAUAAUAAUGAACUUCUAACGAUAAGUCAAACCCAAAUUUAAAUCACAAGAACACCUUCAUCAGUAGCUGGCACUGAGACAUGAAAGAGAGACAAGCCUUCACUUUGUCAUUCACCAGCACAUCAAAUAUCUAAAAAGUUAUUUUAAUGUUUUAAAAAUCUGAUUUUUCAUGUUUUUUCCAUCUCACUAAUAUUCGAUGUUGGAUCUGGGAUUGUUUGAUUAUGCCUCUACUUCAUUUGAGUUAAGGACUUUUGAUGUUUAACGCACAGACAUUCACUUGUAUUUAGAGAAUGAAUUUAACUGCACAGGUUUAAAUUCACUAGAAUAAGAAAACUGUUGGACCAACUUAAAAAUGACUUGAAGUGGUGACACAAAGAUAAAUCAAGACAAUUAUCAAGUUUAAUUCAAAAACGUAAUUUAUUCGUUUUGACUAAUUUAACUAUUCUUUUAAGUUGGUUGACAAUUUUAACACAUUUUCUAGAUAUGACAAAUUUAGCUGUAUUUAGUAUAAACUGAUUUGAUGUAUAAGUGUAUGAAAGAGGAAAAUCUUCAUCAAUUCAUUCUCUUAAGAUCUGGAAAACAUUAACUUCAGGACGUAGAUUUUCUCAGUUACUUUCAUGUGUUGUUGUUAUUUACCUGAAUGCACCAUGACUCUUGGUUCAGUGGCAGAAAUGUAUGCUUUUUUAACAGAUGAUGUACGACCACCUCUCACUUCUACUCUGGCGAUAUAUUGGAUUGGAGAUGCUGUUUUUUAUUUGAUAUUUUGUAAUUAAUUGAGAAUUUAUACACAGAUUCACAAUGUGAAUUGUCUGUUGUUAUUUUCCAAAAUAGAGAGAUGGGACUAAAAGAACGCAGUCAGUGUUUGUAAAAGGUUUUUCUAAUGGGGCCAAGAUUUCUCCAUAAAGAUGUUUGUGUGCAGUGAAGGUGUAUCGGAUUUUCUGUGAUUUGAAUAUUAGAUGAUAUAAUUAAAAUCAAAAUAUGAAUGCAAUACUCAAAAAAGUCACAACACAAGUAUUGACCACUCAAAGCGUUUUAUAGUACAAGCAACAUUUACCAAUUUACACAAUUUGGAACAAUUUGGGGUUCAGUUUCUUGAGCUCACAUUGGAAUUUAGAGUAGCUGGGGAUCGAACCUUCAUUAUUCUGGUCCCUACCUCCUGGGCCUCAGCCGCCCUGUAUUUGGUGUCACAUUGCCGUCAGAGCCGAAAGCUUGUUGGUAUUUUUAUGGAUUUAUGUAACGGUAGCUAUACACUUCUCAAAUCUUUGAUUACAGUAAACUUUCAUGAAGAUGCUUCUAUUUACAGUUUUUUUACAGUUUUAUUGUGGGAAAUAAACAUUCAAAUAUCAACUGGGAAAACCCUAAAGGACAAUCGCCACUUAUUUUUCUGUUUAUUGCCAGAAUCCCUAAAUAGAACAGAUUCUUGUAGCCUGGAGUUCAUAAGUGAGACAGAUGUUCGGAACAAAACCAGACAACAGGAACAAAGAACACCUUAAGUGAAGGGAAGGAACUAAGAGGCAUAGUUAAAUAACAAAAAACAGAAUCAGAAAUAAGGAUUCAAAUCACUUAUUUCUCUCAGUCACAAUGUGAAGUCAGUGGAUGAGGCGAACAACAGUGGGACUAAUUUGCAUUUUGAGUGUGUAGUAGAGUAAAUCCAGAACAGCAUGUGCUUCUCAGUGUGGUUCCACAGAGAUUUACAUCUCAUUUUAGAGAAGAUGGUGAAUUAGAGGUCAUGUUGGCCUCGUUUGCUGACUUCAGCAUAGAUUCAUUAUUAUAUAUAUUUUUUCCACUGUCCUAUUGAGCAGAUUUCUCCCUUCCGUCAGUAGGAGUCACAAACCUGCACAAAGUCAUGAGACCAUGGAAGUCCUCGUCGGACGUUGACGUUGUUCACGCACAACGGAUCUUCUCGUCUGAAACACAGACACAUGUAAUGUUAAUGUUAAACUUUGAGAGGAAAGUAGCUAUUAAACAUGGGUUAAGACAAACAUUGGACAAAACAACUUGAGACUAAACUCUACAAGACCAAAGUGGUUCAGGUGGAGUCUCUACUUUGUCACGAUUUUUCUUUAUAACUGUAUUUUUGAGAUGAUUAUUGUUCUUAAAAGGCAAUAGAGAAGAUGACAUGCAACAUAGACCCUGGCUAGAAUCAAAUCAGGGAUAAUGCAGGCACGAGGACUUAAGGGAUGCCCGAACAGUUAUGUGCCAGAUGUCUCAGUACAUAUGAACCAUAAACUGUUCAAAUAUCCUGGAUGUAACAACUGCCAUCUUGUGCUUUCGACGUAAUUUGGAGCAAGAGUCUGUGCAGUAGUGAUCGUGUCUCGACCAACAGAUUGCAGCCUGAGAGAAACCGGCCUGGACGCUUUUGGGAUCCCAGUAUCUGUGAGUAACUUUGCAGAAGGAUCAACUUGCCCUUGCCAGGAGGAGGAAGUGUGAAAUCUUGCACAGUUAAAAUAUACAUGUCUGGUCCUGUAUACCUGACAGAGGGGAACCCGGACAGACAGACAGACUUGAAGUGGAUGUCUCCCUGCCUGUAGAACCGAGAGCCGGUGUUCCUCAGCUGGAUGGAGUGGAUCUCACACAGAACCACGGGAUGAGCCAUCACCGUCCGGUACACUGUCGUAGACGUCUGACUGAAACACACGUUCAUCUCCAUUGGAAUAACGUCAUGAGACAAACACACACACUUUCACCUGAGCAACAUUCAUCACCAGUGGCAGUUUCCAAGGGCUCUGCACUAACAGGGGGCCUCCAUAUGACCAACAUUAUUGUUAUUGGGGGGCCAGUGUCAUAUUUUUUUAAAGGAUCUAAAACUUCUAGCUUUGCUUCUGGUUAUUGCCAAUUAAAGUGAAAAACAGCAGACUGA
This is a messenger RNA of Pleuronectes platessa (European plaice), 5274 nucleotides long. It is a transcript of the gene popdc2, whose product is annotated as popeye domain containing 2. The transcript has 4 exons. Gene Ontology annotation, molecular function: cAMP binding. Bases 701 to 1849 code for a protein of 382 amino acids. The record is from RefSeq and is a predicted model, not a curated record. Lineage: Eukaryota; Metazoa; Chordata; Actinopteri; Pleuronectiformes; Pleuronectidae. Gene Ontology annotation, cellular component: sarcolemma.